Penicillium longicatenatum is the source of this 567-nucleotide messenger RNA. RefSeq names its product putative mitochondrial protein sorting (Msf1). Gene Ontology annotation, biological process: phospholipid transport. Gene Ontology annotation, molecular function: phosphatidic acid transfer activity. The coding region runs from base 1 to 567 and encodes 188 amino acids. NCBI's taxonomy places the organism in Eukaryota, Fungi, Ascomycota, Eurotiomycetes, Eurotiales, Aspergillaceae. Gene Ontology annotation, cellular component: mitochondrial intermembrane space. The transcript is spliced from 2 exons. The record is from RefSeq and is a predicted model, not a curated record.
AUGAAGGUCUUUUCCUCAACCUGUACCUUCGACUACUCAUGGGAUGAGGUCUCGACGGCCAACUGGCGCAAAUAUUGUCCUUGGAACGACAAAGUCACCCAUGUCGUGGGUGUAGACACUCUCUCGCGGACAAUAGACUCGAAGACUGGUAUCUUGCGAACUGAGCGUCUCAUCACAUGCAACCAGUCCGUCCCACAAUGGGUCUCUUCGCUCUUUGGUGGAAGUGCCACCUCGCACGUCUAUGAAGUUUCCUAUGUGGACCCGGCCUCCAAGAAAGUCACCAUGUGCUCUACCAACCUUACCUGGUCCAACGUCCUAAGCGUCCGUGAAACUGUGGUAUAUCGGCCAUCAUCCACCUCUCCUACUACGAAUACCGAUUUCACUCAAGAGGCCCAGAUCACCGCCCUAUGUGGCGGUUGGCAAAAGAUUAAGAACAAGGUCGAGGAGGCAAGUGUCGAAAGAUUCCGCGAAAAUGCCAAGCGUGGCCGAGAAGGCUUUGAAACCGUGCUCGAGAUGAGCCGUCGCGUAUUCGGUGAACAGCGCGACCUUGAAAAACACAUGCAGUAA